AUGCCCCUCGACAUCAACCCAUACCUUCACUCCUCCACUCUCGUCUCCAAACCCAUGUCGGACCCUUCCAUGUUCACACAAUCCAGACAUACGACCGCCUCAACAUUCAACACCCCGCCUCUGGGUGUCAACACCAAGGGCGGGACAUCCCCAUUGGCCCUGAUAUCGAUGCAGCGCCAUUCCGCACCUCAUCACCAACCACCAUUACUCGCUAUCAAGGAGGAACCCCGCCUGGAACACCGUCCGAGACUCAGCCUCUCAGUACCCCAUGUACCGGGAAAAACCCGAAAGAGGCACAAGCGGAACAAAGCCGACUGUCUGUAUACCGAUGCACAACAGUCUCGAUCUACAUGGGGAGACCUGCCGCUGAGCCAAGAAAAGAUCCUUGGUGUCUCUGCAUCCAUCGACGACGAAGACACAUCAGCGUCUUCCGAGAGGAGCUCAAAAGCCAUCUCGGACAUACCCUCUUCAGGAGCUGCAGCAUCAGCAGCAGCGACAUCUUCACCUUCAACUUCACGAGUUCCAAAGAGCACUGCACAGUCAUCCGUGUUAUCAAUAACCACACCUGCAUCGGCAUCUAAAUCACCAACCAGCCAUCCGACACAAAGAGGCUAUGCUAAACAAUCAGCCCGUAUACCAGAUGGUUUCGCAUCCUCGUUUCCUGCAUCGGCAUCAUCGUCGACAUUAACCCCGCAGAUGUCUUUUAAUCCUGGCCAUGCCACAUAUGAGCAGGAUUUCAAUCUCGACAGGAGGAAACAGCAGCUGGGCAUCCAGUCGACACAGAUCUCGAGGGCGAUCCGAGUUGCUCGACCGGGGCCACAGUUCAACUCUUCAAUUUUGCUCAACGGCGGCGGCGAUUCAGGUGCUCACCGGCCACUGGACCAUGGCCUCAUGCGAGAGACCUCGGACAGCUCUCUGGUCACACAGGGAUCUUUGAACGCUAACAACAGCACUCGUCCUCGUGUAACAUCCAGUCAAUCGGUGCCCAAUACCCUGUGGCGCCAAGAACCCGGUACGAGUACAGCCGGAUCCAUGACAACACUCUCCAAACAACAACAGCAACAGUUGCAGCCUCAACAACAAUUACUGCAUCAUCACCAACAACAAUACCACUCCAACCCUGCCGAUUCUUUAGAGGCGAAGCAGACAAGUAUUCUCCCACUAGUACAACCGAUACCCCAGUACUCUGAUUCUCCUAAGCGGGAGCCUAUUUCUGCAUUUGCAGCCAUGGACCAAGGGAACAACAGAUUGAGUUCUAGCUCUCAGUCUAUGAUGAGCGCACGAGUCGCUUCACAGCCUCAACAACUAUUGCAGCAACAACAGAGGCAACAAAACUUUUUGAGCACGGAUACCUCCUCUGGAUUUAUGACAGGAUCAGCAUAUCCUCAAAGUUUACAACAGAACGACUUCCAACCUCCAGUCACCAUUUUGAAUGACCAGCAGCUCCCGCUCUACGACUCCCCACAGCCCUUCGGGACCCCUCAAGCGCAAUUCCAGACGCCAGGACAGCACCAGCAGCAGCAGAGUUCCCAACAGCAACAGUUUGAUCAGCAGCUCAUGCUCCAGUUGCCGGUGUCUGCUUCUGGGACACCAACCAGCAUCCAGCACCACCAGGCACAGUCAUACCAAUUUCAAGCACAGUCGCAUCUCCAACAACGGCAACAGCAGCAGCAACAUAUGCCAUACAUUCAUCAACCACACCAUCAGAAUGCUACUCAGCAACAGCAGCUGGAUUCUCCACUGGGUCCCGAUCACGCCAUUUCCUCAGCAGCGCCAGUUUCGUCCGUUGCGAUCUCUAGCGGUGUGCAGCCUCCUUCUCAACUCGAGGCCUGGGCCUCUCCGACCACAAAUGGAUUCUCUGCAACAGCAGCAGCAGCUAGCUCUGGUGCUCAAAAUCAAAUCGAUUGGAAGAGCAGCUCCAUUUCGCAACCAACUUCGCUCGACUACCCCAAUCGACCAUUCAACCCCCAGACCGACUCACAUUAUAGUUUCAGCGGAUCACCAAUAGCACCCACAAAGCCGACAACAUUAGCUACUAGUACUACUUCGACCACCCCUUUGACGGCGAUCCCUUCUCUUGCCGGCUCACCUGCGGUUUUCUCCGGGGACUAUGGACAGCAACAACAAAAGUCCCGACAUAAUGGAGCACCACUGCGUCAACAGGUAUUCACACCUUCGCCGAUCCAGUCCAGGGCAGAGGAGCAACGGGAUGAAGCUGCGCGGAUACGGAAGAUUGCCAAGGAUCUUUUGGACUGCCAGCAAUACGACUAUGGUGUGUUUUUGCCGAGGCACAUCUCGCAGGAGUAUCCGGACAUCUGGGUUGCCCCCCACUCCAACCAACCUGGAGGCCUAGAUGGGAUCCCUCGACAGUUGCUGGUGCUGCCUAAGGAUGCCAACUUCUUGGUCGACGUGUUCUUUGAGAAUGCAUGCUUCUAUUACCCCAUUCUCAACCGAUCGACGGUGGAGCUGCAUCUCAUGGAUCCGCACACGGCGCACUCGUUGUUCCUGCUGAACAUUGUCUUUAUGGCCGCCUGCAAGCAUCUCGGCAAGAGUACCUACAUUAAGCGAGCCAUCCAGUUCCGUGAGCGCGCACGAGAGCUGCAGUAUCAUAUUGACGGAAGGGUUCGGCUCUCAAGGAUUCAAGGCGCACUAUUGGGCUCGCAGGUGAUCUACGGAGUUUUCACCGUCGUUAUUGGAUACGCCCAACUCUGUGGAUCCUACAGCAAACUGCCGACCAUUUCCAACCUUUCUGAUGACAACAACAACAACAACUCUACGAGAAUCAGCGGCGAUGAUUACGACGAUGGCAAAGAGGCGAUGACGGAUCUUACAGAUGAGAGUCGACGAUUGGUGGCGCAGAAGGGGACCAUUCCUGAGGCGGCUUUCCAGCAGCGGUUGUGGUCGUUCUGGACAAUUUACAUUCGAGAUUCGAUGUCGAGGCUCUAUUUUGGAUGGCCGCAUGGGAUUGAUGCUCUGGCGAUAACGGCGGACUUGCCGACGAUCAAGGGGUCUGUGGGCCUUGGUGGGCGGAGGAAGGGGUUGAAUGGGUAUGGUGGCCGUGCUGGUGGUGCUGCUGGAGGGACAGGGAAGCGUCGAGGACCGAUGAAACCCGUCUUGCCGGAGAGGAAGAUGAUGAAGGCUGCGAAUAAGGGAAAGCAGCAGCAGCAGGCGCACAAGUCUGAGCUGGAAUCUUAUCGUGUGUCCUCGACGUUUUCUGACGACGACGACGAUGAUGAUGACGAUGAUGAGGACGAUAAUGACAAAGCUGGAAGAAGCGAUGAUGAUGAUGAUAGUGACUUGGAGCAAGGGGAUAUCCACUUUCAGGGUACGCCUAGUAUGAGCCGCCCCUCUGUGGAUGCUACGAUGAGCUCGGCACCAGGAGAGAAGCGAGGCAAGUGGUCGUUUGAUGGUCCGCUUCUGCCAUCUAUUGGUGGUCGCGAGGUUGCGCCUUCGAUUUCUGGACUCUCGAGGACAUUUGUCGAGAAGCAGAGUCGAGGUGAAGACCUUCAUCGCCGUGCUUCUGGAGCUGCAUCUGGAUCAAGUUCGGGGUCAGGUUCAGGUCCUGGGACAGGCUCACAUUCGUCGAUUGACAUCAAGCGCCACACGGAGCGGAUGAAAUUGCUGCUGGAUGCCGAGGAGGACGUGACGGACGGAGGUGCAUAUUCGAGGAUCUUGUUCUUGGAAGAGAUUAAGCUUUGGACGAUCGGUCGUCGAGCUGGGCUUUACCUCAUGGGCCGCAGUACUUCGUCGAGUGCGAGUCCCUUGGGUGCCAUGACGGGAUCUUUUUCGACCACAUCGUCAGUCCAUGAUCUGUAUGGGCCAAGUUCUAGCGGUGCUGCUGCGGAGAAAAGUGACCCGUUCGCGACGGCGAUUAAUGCCUCACUUGAUGCGAGUCGGUGCUCAGAGCGGGCGUGGUUGGAUGAUAAGGAAUUGCAGGGUCUGCAGGCAGAACUCAUGGCCUGGGAGCAGGCAUUGCCGCCUAUGUUUAAGUUCCGUCAGGACGUGGAUGCACCCGACAUCAACCACAAACUCAACGGCAAACUUGCGGUGCUAUCGUUGUUCUACUACACGAUCACGAUAAUGCUCCAAUCCUCAUACCUCCCCAUCCCGCAAUACCUCUCCUCCUCUUCCCGCUCAACCGCCUUCAAAUCCCCCGAUAACAUCUCCCAAGAAUACGACGACCUCUUUAGUCGUUCAGGAUCCGUCAACUCCAUGGGUUUGUCCGACGACGGCACCGCCUACCCCACAACAAUCACAACCCCACCAACCUCCACCACCACCCGGAUCAAACGUGAGGGCGGUGAUAGUGAGUACCUCUAUCCAAACCGAUUCGCAUACCUCCACCAGCAACAUCAACAUCAGCGACAAAACAGUACGAGCAGCAGCGUUAGCGGUAGUGGGAUCGCAAUCCCUGGAGGGUACUUUAACACCGCCCACAAGAUCUGCACCCAACUCUCGAACGUCCUCUACCACCACCUAGAACUCAUGCUGGACUCUUAUCCGAACUGGUGUUCAAUCCAGAGCAAAUUGAACCACUCCCUCGUCGCAGCCCUGCGCGUCUCCUGUCUCAACGCCCGACUUAGUACUAACUCCCAGGCGAUCAGGGAUGAAGCCAAGGCAGGGUUCAAGAUGGGGUCGGAUCUGUUCAAGCGCCAGGCGCUGUUACCGGAUCCGUUGACGAUCCGCGACUGGCCUGCGGAAGAAGAUGUCCAGGUGAUGUUGGAUUUGGAGGAGGAGUUUAGGGAGAUGAUGACUACACAGGAGGAGGAGGAGGAGAGGAGUCGAAGUCAUACGAGGGAUCAGUCUGAGGAGGCUGCUGCCGCGGCUGCAGCUGCCGCUGCAGCUGCAGCAGGUGGCGUCCGGUCGGUGUUUGAUGAAGACCCGGGCGAUCGGUUGUUGUACCUCCCCCCAAACCCGGAUGGCUCUGCGUCCUUUGAUGCUGCCACCGCUGCCGCUGCCGCUGCCGUCUCCGCCAGUAGUGGAAUGCCUUCGACAUCGGCCGAGGGAGACCUUAUUGCGAUGGACGGAAGUGGUGCCAUUGGUGGGGCAGCUGGCCAGGGUAUGGAUUAUGGAUUGUUUAGAGCCGAGCACGUCUUUGGGCUUAGCGAGGCUUUCCAAUUCGACUACAACAUCGGUGCCUAG
Molecule: messenger RNA, 5142 nt
Organism: Linnemannia hyalina
Lineage: Eukaryota; Fungi; Mortierellomycota; Mortierellomycetes; Mortierellales; Mortierellaceae
Source: the annotation of a GenBank genome assembly